This is a messenger RNA of Sinocyclocheilus grahami, 1456 nucleotides long. RefSeq names its product transforming growth factor beta-3-like. The record is from RefSeq and is a predicted model, not a curated record. Gene Ontology annotation, biological process: regulation of cell population proliferation; transforming growth factor beta receptor signaling pathway. Gene Ontology annotation, cellular component: extracellular region. Gene Ontology annotation, molecular function: cytokine activity; growth factor activity. The transcript is spliced from 3 exons. NCBI's taxonomy places the organism in Eukaryota, Metazoa, Chordata, Actinopteri, Cypriniformes, Cyprinidae. Bases 24 to 491 code for a protein of 155 amino acids.
GUGCUUCUGCUGCGUCCUCAGGGAUGGACAGUGAGUACGAGGAUUUGGGUCGACUAAAGAAGCAGAAGGAGCAGCUUCUCCCUCAUCUGAUCCUGAUGAUGCUGCCUCCACACCGGCUGGACGUGCUGCCCACCUCUAGACGACGCAAACGCGCGCUGGACACCAACUACUGCUUCUCAAACUACGAGGAGAACUGCUGCGUUCGGCCGCUGUACAUCGACUUCCGGCAGGAUCUGGGCUGGAGGUGGAUCCACGAGCCGAAAGGGUAUCACGCCAACUUCUGCUCGGGGCCGUGUCCGUACCUCCGCAGCGCUGACACCACGCACAGCUCGCUGCUGAGCCUGUACAACAUGCUGAACCCCGAGGCGUCCGCUUCCCCCUGCUGCGUUCCUCAAGACCUCGAGCCGCUCACCAUCCUCUACUAUGUGGGCCGAACGCCUAAAGUGGAGCAGCUCUCCAACAUGAUCGUCAAAUCCUGCAAGUGCAGCUGAGGGGCCCGAGACCCCAGCACUGAGCCCGACGCGGGUCCCAGCGCUCGAGGGGCAUCAGGAAGGGUGCGUGCCAGGAACUGGACUCUAAAUGAAUACCUCCAUACAUCCUUCUCACCCACAUCCAACCCGGGAGCAAGAGGCUUCUCUAAGCACUAGAAAGUUGCGUUCCAAGACGACUACGCUGCCCAACGAUCCCUCGGACUUCUAGUUUGACGUUUGAAGUGACUUGUCCACUUGUAAUGUGUAAUUUUUGGUCAGCUCUAUACCUGCGAACCUCAUGGGCAUUUGUGAACUCUGACCUUCGUAACAUCUACAGAAGCGGCUUCACUGAGGACGACACACGUGCUGGAUCGACAUACACUGACCGAACGAGAGCAGACGUUAGCCAAUCCUUGUGUUUUUGUAUAACGAUGUUCUAACAUAACUCAUUUGAGCACUGCAUUUCCCCGACCGAACUUUGUAACGCAGUAAUCGACACGGUCUGUCUAACGUGACGUGUUAAUGUUAAUACAAACAUGCUGGAAAGAAAUCUUUUGACUAAUGUUUACCUCUGUCACUCGGCAGAAGUUUUAGGGAUUUGUAUAGUUCUUCAAUGAAGCUGACGUUUGGAAACACAAUCUGCUAAUGUUUUUACCGCUAUUACUCCCGAAAACACUUUUUUUUAAUUAAACAGUCUUGGACGAAAAGAGUUUGUCAUGAGUUUCAGAAAAUCCACAUCUUCUCGCCUAUUAUAAAGAGUGAACACACAAGAGUAGCAAAUGCUGAUUGCAUAGCUUGCUUUAACAACCAAUUUUUUUUCUUAAAACAGAAGUAAUCACAAAAAGUAGCUGACAUUUCUUUCAGUUUACGGAUACAACUGAAUGCUAAACAGUUACUGUAGCAUAAACGCACAAAUAAUUUGUCAUGAUUUUAAAGGUCAAUCAAGUUUCAUGACUCACAUCUGGUCAUGCAGUAACAAUGGAGGA